AUAUUGUGUGUUAUAUAGUGGGAAGUCACGAAACUGACACAUAGGCUCGUAGCUUGUACAUUCUCUGAACACGUAUAAUGCCAUAUACUGAGGAAUAUAUAAAAAAUAAACUAACCACAAAAUUGAAUGCUUCACACGUGUGUGAACACAUAACAUCGCUAUUAAAGUACCGAUUGUACUUAAUUUAAUCGGUCAGUAUAAGAUAAUUUUGAGAAAAUGCUACGUUGGUCUAUACAAGUAGUUCACAUCUUUAUUUUUGCACUCAUUGUAAGAUGGUGCGUUACUUAUCAUUCGCACAGUGGCCAAGAAAAACCUCCUAUGUACGGAGAUUAUGAGGCUCAACGACAUUGGCAAGAAAUAACUUUAAAUCUGCCUGUUGAAAAAUGGUACGUCAAUACGACGGACAAUGAUCUUGAAUAUUGGGGUUUAGACUAUCCUCCGUUAACUGCGUAUCAUAGUCUCUUAUUAGGUUAUAUCGCUAAUGCGACUAAUCCAUCGUAUGUUAAAUUACAUAAAUCUAGAGGAAUAUCUUCUUCAGACCAUAAAUAUUUUAUGAGAAUGACUGUUCUUUGUUCAGAUGCUAUGAUCUUUAUACCGACAAUGAUAUGGUAUGUUAUGAGUCUGCAAACAAUAAAAACCGCUCAAGCAGAGUACAAUAAUUUAUUUGGUUUUGAAAAGAAAGAUUUUAUUCUUUUAAGUGCAUUAAUUUAUCCUGGAAUCAUACUAAUUGAUCAUGGUCAUUUUCAAUAUAAUUGUGUAUCGUUAGGAUUUUUUGUAGCUGCUGUAACUGCUAUUUUAAAUAAUUCUUUUAUUAGUAGUUCAUUUUUAUUUGUAUUAGCAUUAAAUUAUAAGCAAAUGGAAUUAUAUCAUUCUCUGCCUUUCUUUUUCUAUAUACUUGGAAAGUGUAGAAUUAGUAAAACUAAAUCUUUGCUAUUAUCGAUCUAUAUGUUAAUUUAUGUUUCAUUAAUAGUUAUAAUAACAUUUACUAUUAUUUGGUUACCUUUCCUUAAAGAUUGGAACACUUUUUUACAUACGAUUUUACGAUUAUUCCCAUUUAACAGAGGAGUAUUUGAAGAUAAAGUUGCUAAUGUAUGGUGUACAAUCAACGUUCUUUAUAAAUUACGUAAUAUCUUUACAAAUGAACAAUUGGCACAAAUCUGUUUGGUAAUAACAACAAUUGCUGUUCUACCAAUUUGUAUUAAUUUGUAUAUAUCUCCUAAAAAAGAAAAAUUUAUAAUUUCUCUCAUAAAUUCUGCCUUAGCAUUUUUUUUGUUUUCUUUUCAGGUUCAUGAAAAGUCUAUUCUUUUGGUAGCGAUUCCAGUGUUACUUCAUUUUCAUAAUGAUCCUUUAGCAUGUUUUUGGCUAUUAUUAAUUUCGCAUUUUAGUAUGUUACCAUUAUAUAUAAAAGAUAAUUUAUAUCUUGCUUAUUUUGCAACAACAAUAUUUUAUUUUGUUUCUAUCACUUGGAUGUGGUCAGAUCUAUUUAUCUAUACAAAUUUAUUUGAUAAACGUGAAACAAAUUCAUGUAAAGCAAAACCAAAUAAUCAGAAAACAUCAAAGUAUAAACCCAAUUGCAAUAAAUUCUUUUUUAAUUUUAUAUUUAACUUAGAGUAUUAUUAUGGAUAUAAUUUCAUUAUAAAAAUUUUAUUUUAUAGUUCUUUAUUAGGAAUACUAAUUUUAUCCUUUUGUAUUCGUUAUUUAAAACCACCUGAGAAAUACCCAGAUUUGUUUGCAUUAUUGAUAUCCAUAUAUUCGUGCAUUCAUUUUUUUAUUUUCUUUCUGUAUUUCUGUUAUAAACAAUUUAUAUUUAUAGAUAAUAAUUCUACAACCAAAUUAAAAAUACAUUGAAUCAUGUUUUUCAAUACAAUGUAAUUGUUUAUUUUUUUUUACUUAAUGUUUUUUAUAUGAUAUAAAAAUAAUACUGUAUAAAUGGUAAAAUUGUAAUUUCUCAAUACAAAAAAAUAAAUCUGCAGUUUAAAUAAAGUAUA
Messenger RNA from Vespula pensylvanica (western yellowjacket), 1988 nucleotides. Its product is annotated as bolA-like protein 2. The transcript is spliced from 2 exons. Gene Ontology annotation, molecular function: dolichyl pyrophosphate Man9GlcNAc2 alpha-1,3-glucosyltransferase activity; 2 iron, 2 sulfur cluster binding. Gene Ontology annotation, biological process: intracellular iron ion homeostasis; protein N-linked glycosylation. Bases 217 to 1848 code for a protein of 543 amino acids. Gene Ontology annotation, cellular component: cytosol; nucleus; endoplasmic reticulum membrane. The record is from RefSeq and is a predicted model, not a curated record. Lineage: Eukaryota; Metazoa; Arthropoda; Insecta; Hymenoptera; Vespidae.